AUGAUCUCGCCCCCCUCAGCGCUCGUGUCAGCGAUAGAUGUAGACUGGUCUCUCAAGGAGUCGUGCGUCAUCUCGUGGAACAACGACCUUGACAACUCUGAGGAGCAACUCCUUGGACAACCAUGCUCAAUCACCCUGUGGAUUGGCUCUAGAGUCUCUGAUGAUUCUUGUGUUGCUUUACUGCAAGUCACUAUCAAGAAAAAGUUCUCAGGAAGAGCAAAGUUCUUCGACUUCUUCUUGUUCGUCGAUCCGCACCAGAUUCAACUCGACAGUGAUAAUGAGCCUGUCAUUCCGUCGCCGAGUGUUCUCACUUUGCUCCCCAAGAUCUUUCCAGUACCACCUGUAAAAGGAUGGCUCCGUGCUUCUGUUCAACAAGGGACCAUGCGCGACAAACCUAUGCAAGUUUUGAUGGACCAAAAGGGUACAAACUUUGAUGGCACCUCCUUGCAUCUUCUCAUGCAGCUCCGAGCACUGUCUCGAGCUGAUCGGUUCAACAUUCACCUCAAGGACGAUAGAAACGUUCGCAAAGUCUUGAACACAUUGAAGCACGAGUUCUCAAGCCGCAUCCCUCAGUCCGAGGUCAUCCUCCGCAAUGCGUAUGCCUCGGGGGGCGUCUGGGAUUCAUGGGCGCAGUAUGGCAAGGAAGUGGCUGGCCCGCACAAAUUGGAUACGUCCAAAGACGCAGAAGCUCUACCAAGUUAUAGCAAGACUUUAGUAGAGCCGUCUGGUAGCUUUCAAGCCCUUCCAUCUCCGCCAUCUUUCAAGCGCGCCGCUGAAUCUCAGGAAGAGAGUUCCUCCCAAAAGCGGUUCCGAGAAUACAAGUCGCAAUUCUCUGAUUUCUCCCCCACCGAACCGAUCACGCCCAGUACAACCCGCGGACAUCCCUCCCAACAGUCAACCCAGGACGAUCAGCCAAUCCAACUACAUCACGCAACUCAGGACAAGGAGCUCGCUCAGGACGACAAUGGCGUCCGGGACGACAAGUCAACCCAAGACGGCCAGUCAUCUGAGAGCAGUCAACUCACCCACGGCCACGAAGCCACUCAAGAACAGCACCUACCUCAGGCUGCUCAGUACACGAGGGGUCAUGCCCAACGUUCGAACCAGGCAGACCCCUUGUCCCCCUUACAUGAAGCCCAACUCCCUCCCUAUGCCGCUUCGAUCACUUCCUCUGAGUCCGAUCACCAACACGACAUCAAGCCGACCCUCUUUACCAGAGGCACUCAAAACCAUGACCUCCCAGCACUUACGUUGGCAGGCCUCGGCGAUCUUAUCACCGCAGCCGUGCAAGCCCACAUUCCCGCCAUUGCUGCUCAAGUUCAGCAACACGUCCUGACUGCCCACAUGAGAGCUCUGGCACAAGAAUCCAUUGCAAACUACCUCGCCUCACACAUGCCACCCCUUAUGCGAGGCUACUUGUCUGAACUCCAGGACGAGUGGGGCUCGGCCGCUCAAGAUCUGCACGAAGUCAAAGACGAGGCUAUCACAGACAUACACUCCGAACGCGAGAAAGUCCUGAAGGACAUACAAGACGAGUCACUGACCUCGUACGAAGACUUCAAGGAGAAGAUGGAGACCCUCAAGGACGAUUUGUUUGUCGAUCUCGCUGACAAGUUUACCGAGUUCGAAGAGGCGUCCAAGGCACGAAUUGAUGCUUCGCCCCCUCAAUACACCAAAGACCCCAGAGACACUGUAGACACCGAAGCUGGCGGCAAGAACAGCACGCAAGAAGCAGCCAGGCUCUUUCAACACUACCAUCAAGGUCACUUGACCAUCGAACAGAAGGUGAAGGUGUUGUUGAGCAUUGCCAAAUGGAACAACGCCGAUGUCUUCAUGACUGCCGGUAGAGACAUGCAGGAAGCCCUGGUAAAGCACUGGGCCGGGGUUGCAGACUACGCGUCAAACUCGGCACCCAUCUUUCUUUGA
Messenger RNA from Aureobasidium pullulans EXF-150, 1926 nucleotides. RefSeq lists its product as uncharacterized. The coding region runs from base 1 to 1926 and encodes 641 amino acids. The record is from RefSeq and is a predicted model, not a curated record. NCBI's taxonomy places the organism in Eukaryota, Fungi, Ascomycota, Dothideomycetes, Dothideales, Saccotheciaceae. The transcript has 3 exons.